CCCACACACACACACACGAACACACUCUCUCUCUCAUACACACACUCAGCUUUUCACCUGGAGAGAGCAGGCGCAUGGGACGGCAUGUGCAGCAGCAGCAGCAGCAGCAGUCUCUUCUCACAUCUUGUGCUGCCUCUCUGAGUUGCCUCUUUCUGGAGAGUGGAGAGGAACUCUGAAAAGAGCUUUUGGAGCCAUUGUCCCUUGGCGAAAUCAGGCGAGACGGGGGCAGUGAGGGAGCACUUGUCAACCCAGGGACACCAAAGGCAACAAACAUCAUGAUUUUGGGAGGCAUAAACCGGGUCGGCCCGGCAAUGCCGACGUUCCUGAGGACCCCCACAAUGAUGCAGCCUCACCUGGACAUGAAGCCCUUCCUGCCGUUCCCCAUGGAGACCCCCCAUCAUCCGCACAGCAUGAACCUCUUCCACAACUUCAACGCGAUGGAUCCGGUGCAGAAGGCUGUGAUCAACCACACCUUUGGAGUUCCACUGAUCAAGACCAAGCGGCCAGUCAUCUCCUGUAACGUCUGCCAGAUCCGCUUCAACUCAGAGAGCCAGGCAGAAGCCCAUUACAAAGGAAACCGGCAUGCCAGGAGAGUCAAAGGCAUCGAGACCUCUAAAAGUCGCCCUCAGGACGGGGACAAGCCUGUGUCCACCAACUCCUCCCCUUCUCCACCCAGCGCCCUUGGCCCUGCCCCAGACAGCGAGCACAGCAUAGCAGAUGAAACACCUCUGUCACAAUUAAACGUGUUGGCCCCAGGGCUGCUUCCUUCUCUUACCACCCCGCCUACCUCACCCAUGGACUCCUCCAUGCCCUCAGUGUGCCCCCUCAUCCUCCCUUCCUCAUCAUCCCCAGGCUGCAGCAAUGGCAGCGCCAGCUCAGAGCAGCCCGGAUCUGGACCUCCUGUUACUACGUCCUCCAGCCCGUCCAAUCCAGACACGGAGGAGGACAAGGCCAAGAAGCUGCUGUACUGCUCCCUGUGCAAGGUGGCUGUCAAUUCCUUGUCACAGCUGGAGGCCCACAACAAAGGUACCAAACACAAAACUAUCCUGGAGGCACGGAGCGGGCUGGGCCCUAUCAAGGCGUAUCCUCGCCUGGGCCCCAAGCCCAUUGGAGAGCAGGGAGAGGGGCCGGUGGACCCCAACACUCAGGAACGAACCUUCCACUGUGAGAUCUGCAACGUGCGGGUCAACUCUGAACUGCAACUCAAACAGCACAUAUCAAGUCGAAGGCACCGGGACGGCAUGGCGGGCAAGCCUAACCCCCUCCUCAGCCGACACAAGAAGCACAGGGGAGCUGAUCUGACGUCUUCUUUGAACUUCUCCAAGGAUCUCUCCAAAGCUUUGGGUGCAGGGCUCUUGCCCAACCCCUUGGCUGUUGCUGCAGCAAUGGCCGCUGCAGCUUCCUCAAACCAACUGGCUCUCCGUGCAGCAGCUCCACACCACCCGCACCUGCCGCACCACCCGCACCACCCGCACCUGCCGCACCACCCGCACCUGCCGCACCUGCCGCACCACCCGCACCUGCCGCACCACCCGCACCUCCCGCACCACCCGCACCUCCCGCACCACCCGCACCAUCCGCCUCAUCCGCACCAUCCGCACCAUCACCUAUUGCAAGGCCCGCCUCUCAGUCACGCCAUCCUGAGACCCGCCCCCGGGCCCAUUCGCACCACCCACCACGGGCCAAUACUUUUCUCCCCUUACUGACACAUCACCCUCUGACUUCGGCCAGUCAGGAACAGCCACUCCAAAAGCACACUGUGAAGAUACAAACAUGAUCAACAAACAGCAAUUGAUAGGGGGG
Messenger RNA from Cottoperca gobio, 1803 nucleotides. RefSeq names its product zinc finger protein 385A (gene znf385a). NCBI's taxonomy places the organism in Eukaryota, Metazoa, Chordata, Actinopteri, Perciformes, Bovichtidae. Gene Ontology annotation, cellular component: nucleus. Gene Ontology annotation, molecular function: zinc ion binding; nucleic acid binding. Bases 276 to 1706 code for a protein of 476 amino acids. The record is from RefSeq and is a predicted model, not a curated record. The transcript has 8 exons.